This is a messenger RNA of Salvelinus namaycush (lake trout), 2420 nucleotides long. RefSeq names its product TLC domain-containing protein 5-like. The coding region runs from base 291 to 1019 and encodes 242 amino acids. The transcript is spliced from 2 exons. NCBI's taxonomy places the organism in Eukaryota, Metazoa, Chordata, Actinopteri, Salmoniformes, Salmonidae. Gene Ontology annotation, cellular component: membrane. The record is from RefSeq and is a predicted model, not a curated record.
UAAUCCCAUGUUUUAACACUACAAAAUGUGGAAAAAGUCAAGGGGUGUGAAGACCUUUUUGAAGGCACUGUAUUUCUAUAUUACAAUUAUGCUGCAUUUUACAGAACAAUUGCUGAACAUAAAAUGUAGGCUAAUCGGACUUACUUGCACAAAUCUUGAGCAUAGCUGAUAUUGUUGGUGAUGGUAGAAAAUGAAUGCAAUCUUAUGAAACUUCUACAGUGUAUAUGUAUUUGUGUGUGUGUGUGUGUUUGUCAUUAAGUGGUUUUUGUUUUUGUGUAUUUAGCUGAGGGAUGACAUCGCUGCCUAUUGGCGUGGUCCUCUGCCUAACAGCCUGGAUCACUCUCUACAAACUACUGUGUAAUAACAAUGAAAGCCGUGGCUUUGAGUGGAACUGUAGGCUGGUCACACUGCUCCAUGGCAUCCUGGCGGUCUGCAUAACAGCAUACAUAGGCUAUGUGGAAGGACCUUGGCCAUUCACACAUCCAGGCACAAAGAACACCCCCCUUCAGAUCAGUGCUAUGGUCAUUAGCCUGGGCUACUUCAUCUUCGACAUGGGCUGGUGUGUGUACUUCCGCACAGAGGGCCCGGUGAUGCUGGUCCACCACACAAUCAGCAUCCUGGGUAUCUUGUUGACCCUGAGCUUGGGGGAAUCAGGCAUCGAGUCCUGCGCCGUAAUCUUUGCUAGCGAGAUCACCAACCCCUUGCUGCAAGCUCGCUGGUUCCUGAGACAGUUGGGUCACUAUGAGAGCCUGACGGGGGAGGUGGUGGAUGUUCUGUUUGUAGUGCUAUUUGUGUUCAUGCGCAUAGUGGUUGGCGGGAGGAUGUUGUACUGCGAGCUCAUCUCCCCACGGCCCAGGUUCAUUAUAAAGUGUGGGGGAGUUGCCAUGUAUGUGCUGUCCUGGGUGUUCAUGGUGGACAUUGGUCGUUUCGCCUACCGCAAGAGUCAAUCCAAAUACAGACGCUGGAGAGACCAACACAGAUUGGCAGCAGUUAACGGACAUGACGGAAAGACCGACUGAAAGACUUCCUUAUCAUUAGAAGAUGAAUAACAACAUUCAAUGUUUAUACUAAUAGACAACCUUUAUACAUUUACUGGUUGUGUAAGCAUGGGGUUAAAGUCAACCCAUUCUUUAGGCCUAUAUGGUAAUAUUGGAAUAUUUGUUGGUAUUUAGCUAACACUUGUAAAAAAAAUUAAAACAAGUGCAAGAGAAUGUUGCAUAAGCAUCUUCAAAAAUGUACAACUGUAGCAAAAACAAUUGAGACAUAGUUUGUCUUUUGAAACCAAAGGACCUAGUGCCAAUAUGAUGAGCAGAUGUAUUUCACAACCUAUUUACAAUUAACUGUAACCUAAUAGUAUGUUCUUCUAACCUUGUAUCCAGCAAUACGUUGACUAUUGGUAAAUAGACACAUAACAUUCCCUAAUCCUCAUAGGUUAGGCCACACUUUGAGGCAGUGAAAUUUAACCGAAACUGUUUCUUUCCUUUUGCAGUAUUUUGUUGUUGUAUGCAGUAGUUUUUCUGCAGAAAUUCUACUUUUUAUAAAUAUUUUGCGUCAAAUUUUUCAAAUUUGAGUCUAAUUUGAAUUGUAGUACAAUUUAUAAGCCAUUUAAAAACAUUCCAUUUCGUUUUUAGGAAGAUGCUUAUUAAUGCUCGCUGAGAUUGCAGUGUUACAUGACACUGUCUUUUAUAUAACAUAAAACUCAGUUAAAAGCUACAUGUUUCUUGUGAUAACUGUCUUUCCAUUUAGCUACAAUAAAGGUUUUUCAUUAAAGUGCACAGCAACAACAAAUACGUAACGAUCAGUAACACGUGGAACAAAGUAAUUGUGUAACAUACUGUGAUAGUAUGUUUUUGUGGUAUUUCAUUGCUUGAUUGGUUGUAUAUUAGUCAUUGUAAAUUAGUUUAAAAUACCAAUUGGUAAACAACAAUUUGUGGUAAAUGUUGUGUGCAUGGAAUUGUUUAAAAUGUUCCAGUAUGAUGCUAAGUCACAUUUCCCAAUAUUGUAUGCAUUCAUAUUUGAAAUUCACUACUUUUCGAUGAAAUAUUUCAAUCUGGUGCCUAAAUAGUUAGACAAGGUGGAAUGGUAUGUCAACAUUCACCACCCCUGUGUCUUAGUUAAAAAUACCAAUGGGUAAAUGAUGAUUUGUGCUAAAUGUUUGUGCACUGUAUCGCUUAAAACGUCCCAGUAUGAUGCUAGAUCACAUUUCACAAUAUUGUAUGCUUUCAUAUUUGAAAUUCACUACUUUCAUAUGAAAUAUUUAAAUAUGGUGCCUAAAUAGUUACAGUAUGUGGAAUGGUAUGUCAACAUUCACUACCCCUGUGUCUGUGAUAAGGGAGAAUAAUAUAAGUGUGCCUUUGUGACUUUAUACGUGUUCAAAUGUAAUGUUUACUUUUGUGUGUUCAAUAAAUACCCUGAAUACA